AUGCAAGAACCAUCAUUUUCAGAAGAUCACUCUCAAAAAGAAAAUCAUUUAUCAACAAAAUGUCGAUUUCUUCUUUGGAGUUGGAUUUCAAUUCUAAUAUUAAUCAUUAUUGGUGUUGUUGCAAUAGUUAUAUUCAUUCGUUAUCAAUCAUCAUUUUCAUCCAUCGAUAUAAAAUAUGACAUUGAUAUUCCAUGUAAUCCAUUAAAAUUUUCAAGUUAUACAAGUUAUAAAACUGGAAAAACCCCUUGGUCGUUAAGUACUGGUUAUUUAGAUGCAGAUUCUUUACUUGAUAUUGUUGUUCUUAAUCAAAAUGAUGCAACUAUUGGUAUAUUCUAUGGUUCCGGACAUGGAAACUUUUCACAACAAAAAACAUACCCGAAGGCUACAACUGGUGCUUAUGUUACUAUUAGAGAUAUGAAUAAUGACAAUAAAUCAGAUAUUAUUUUAGUUUAUGAGUUAUUAAAUGAAAUUGCGAUUUUAAUCAAUAAUGGCAACCAACAAUUCAGUUCACCAAUAACUUACCCAGUUGGAAAUUAUCCAUAUUGGCUUGAUAUUUCAGAUUUUAAUAGAAAUAAUUUAUUAGACGUUGUUGUUGUUAAUUCUGAAGAUGCUUCUGUUACUAUUUUAUUUGAUUAUUAUAAUUUAUCAUUCAGUUAUUCUAAAACAUAUACAGCUGGAAAUGAUGUUACAGCUGUAUCUGUUGCUGAUUUUAAUAAUGAUUCGUAUCCUGAUUUUGUUACUACUGAUUAUAGUGAUAAUACGAUUAGUAUUUAUAUGAAUUCUAAAAAUGGAAUGUUUAAGAGUAGAAAAACGUAUUUCACAAGUGUUGAGCCAUGGGGUCUGGCCACUGCUGAUUUAAACAAUGAUAAUUUUAUAGAUAUUGUUAAUACUAAUUUUGGUUCAUUUUCAUUAAGUGUUUUAUUGAAUGAUGGAUAUGGACACUUUAGUACACGGGAUACAUAUUAUGUCGGUGAAGGUCCAAUAUCAGUUGCAUUAGCUGACUUAAAUAAUGAUACAUUCAUUGAUAUUAUUACUGCAAAUGACAAUGAUAAAUAUGUUUAUAUUUUUUUGAAUAAACAAAAUGGAAAAUUUCAAACAUAUCAAAGACUUACUACCCAAUCGUAUAUUUAUGGUGUUAUAACUGGAGAUUUUAAUAGAGAUGGAAAAAUAGAUAUUGCUCUUACUACUGGUAGUAAAACUUUGAAUGUUCUUUUAAAUCAAUGUUAA
Molecule: messenger RNA, 1227 nt
Organism: Adineta steineri
Lineage: Eukaryota; Metazoa; Rotifera; Eurotatoria; Adinetida; Adinetidae
Source: the annotation of a GenBank genome assembly